GAUGUAAAGGAGAUGGAGGAGAUAAUGGUCCUCAAAGAUGAUGAGAAGGAGAAAGCAGCCAGUGGUGGAGACAUUACCGGACAAACACCUGUGGAGCAGGACAGAGCGCCAGCCUGGGUUCCCAACGUCUACUGCAGCCUUGGUAAAGAUAUCUACCAUUACGCAGGACAGGACAUCGUCAUUUAUGAGUCCAUAGACUCCUUUGGAGCAGUGAUGUGGCCAGCAGCGUUGGCUCUGUGCUCCUUCCUGGACAACAACAGGCAGAGGGUGAACCUGCAGGGGAAGGAGGUGCUGGAGCUGGGAGCAGGAACAGGACUGGUAACCAUUGUGGCCAGUCUGCUGGGAGCGUCAGUCACAGCUACAGACUUACCUGAGGUGCUCAGUAACCUCCGGGCCAAUGUGAUGAGGAACACCAGAGGGCGGUGCAGGCACACACCUCAGGUAGCAGUGCUGUCCUGGGGCUACGACCUGGAGCGCAGCUACCCUACAUCCGUGUAUCACUACGACUACGUGCUGGCAGCCGAUGUGGUCUAUCAUCAUGACUUCCUGGACGAGCUCCUGGUCACCAUGAAGCAUUUCUGCACACCGGGAACAACUCUGAUCUGGGCCAACAAGGUCCGGUUUGAGACUGAUCUGACUUUCACUGAGAACUUUAAGAAGGCUUUUCACACAAGCGUGCUGGCUGAAGAUGGAGAGAUGAAGAUCUUCAUGGCAACGUGUAGAGAGUGAGAGACAGAAAACAAAUGGAUGGAUUA
Molecule: messenger RNA, 755 nt
Organism: Chelmon rostratus (copperband butterflyfish)
Lineage: Eukaryota; Metazoa; Chordata; Actinopteri; Chaetodontiformes; Chaetodontidae
Product: protein-lysine methyltransferase METTL21C-like
Exons: 4
Coding region: 13-729 (238 amino acids)
Biological process (GO): peptidyl-lysine methylation
Cellular component (GO): cytoplasm; cytosol
Molecular function (GO): protein-lysine N-methyltransferase activity
Source: RefSeq, a predicted model, not a curated record